CAGUUGUUCAUCACAGAUUAACUAUUUGAAGUUUUAUCCUAUGGUUCUAGGUUAAUAUGACAAAUUUGAAAACUUAAAAAUAUUAAUAAAUCAAUAUUGAGCUGAACUCGAAAGGAAACAUAAAUGUUUGGCUGUUAUUUAAAUGACCUUAUUUUUCUAAUACUUCUCAAAAUGUGCCAAAAGUUUACAAAAUAGACCAAUUGGAAACUAAAUGGCACCGCCCCCAGUUGUUACAGGAUUGUCCCCGAACGAAGGGCCUCCAGGUACAAAAAUCAAAAUAAGAGGUGAACACUUUGGUACCCAACCUUCCGAUCUCAUUGGUCUAACAAUAUGUGGCAUGGACUGCCUCCUAACUGCAGAAUGGAAAUCCCAAACAAUGAUAACUGCUAUUUCGGGACCUAUAAAAGUUCAAGGGGACGUUAUUGUGACUACCAAGUAUGGUGGAACUGGAACUUGCAACGUAAUAUUCAAAGGAUAUCUUUUAACAUCAAUAGGACCCAUGAAAGAGAGUGCAGUUUGGGUCGAGGAAACGCCAAUGUACUCGUGGGGCAGACAUUCUCUGAGUCCUAGUAGCUUUCAACAAGAAGACCCAUUAGGAUUGUCAGUUGAAGAAAAUGAAAAUAAAAUUAAUGAAGAACAAUUAACAAGUUAUUUUCCAGGGAAAUCUGGAGAUAUUGGUAGCACACAAUUUUCUCCAAUUUGGUUUCUGUUAGAAAACCACCAAGCAACAAGUUUCAAUGAUCUGCAAGCAGGAUUGGUACAUCUCCGUAGAAAAGUCCAGGGUCAAAAGGAGGGCCAGUUAUCAUUUCUUAAGGCCAAUAUAGGUUCUGUGAUGGAACAAGUUGAUACCUUGGUUAACCUCAAAGAAAAAUUUGAAAGAGAUAGGUCCCAAUUUGGUAAUGAAACUACUCUGAAGUUGGAAAAGUCAAUAAAAGAAUCUGAACGUGAAGCACGGAAAUUGUUUGAUGAUGUCUUGGCUAGAAAAGAUCGUGCUGAAAAGACGAGAAAUGCACUAAAUGUACUAUCAAGAUUCAAAUUUCUGUUUUGUCUACCUUGUGUUAUUGAUAGAAACAUCAAAAAGGGGGAAUAUGACAUAGUAAUAAAUGACUAUAUGAGGGUUAAAAAUCUAUUCCAUAAAACAGACAUACCGAUUUUCAAGGAAGCCUUAAAUGAAAUAGAAAGGCGAAUAGUGGAUUUACAAAAAAAACUUCAUGAGGAUCUUCAGACAAUGCCUAUUACCGUUGAACAACAAAAACGUCUCAUUCGUUAUCUAAUCAAUUUAGAUUCUCCAUAUGAUGCAGCUUGGGAUGCAAUCAAAAGUAGAUCAGAAUAUAUAAAUGAUAAGUUCAAAUUUAUUUACAACUUUCAUAAAUCUCUGGACAAAGCUGACAGCACAAAAAAAACAAAUUCUACUUCAAAGUACUCUAAAUACAAUACCUCACAAGUGGAGUUGAAUGUAGUUCCUGUUUGUGUUAACUUUACCGAUGAAAUUUGUUCAACCCUUUCUGAAAUAUUUCCUGAUAUGUGGAAAAUUGGUCAGGCAUAUUUUUCAGGAGAAUUACAAGUAAAAGUGGAAGCAGGACGUCAGGUUGAAUAUAAACACAUGGUUUUGUCAGUCAUUGAAACAUUCUGCAAACAUGUUCGAGCCAGUAUAAUUCCAAACACACUUGACAAAUCUGAACGAACUCAGUUUGGUACUUUGAGUAUUCCUGAGCGUGAUGAAGUUGCCAUUUAUCUACCUGAACUAUUACGAUCUGUACGUUCUACUUAUUCAACAUUAAUCAAACUAGAUCUACCAAAUGAAGCUCUCGAUAUAGUUAAUUUUCUCCUACUUGAUCUGCGGAUACAUUGCAUGAGCAUCCUUUUCCAGCAAACUACAGAACAAAUUAAGCAGCUCACGGAAGACUGGAGAAUAAACUUCAGUGGAAAGUAUUCAGGUAUCACUGAAUUACCUUUGAAGUUUUUGCAGUUAGUUGAAGAUGUUAUGCAAAUUGUGAAAGAAUCUGCUUUAUCAAUAGAGCAGAGAGAAAGCUCUUUACUGGAAAACAACUCUGCUCAAAAAGAAUUAGAACGGCAAGUCAACAACAUUGUGUUAUCAUUUCAUAAUGUAUUAAACAAUGUUUCUUCUGAAGAUGAUGAUGAGUGUGAUGAUUCAUCACCAGUGGUUUCACAACUAAUUGGUACUCCUGUGAGCUCCCAUAAACUUGGUUCAUCAGGACCAAAAAUUCCAUCAUGGGAACAUAGACUAUUGAUCACUUUAUCUAAUUGCUUAUUCACAAAGAAUACUAUUCUAGAUGAAAUUGCAUCUAAAUUCAAAGAUACAGGAUUUUCAUCUGUAGAAUUUCCAAUCAGAACAGCUAAAGUAAAAUUCCAUCAACUGGAAAAGUCAAUACUUGAUAAGUAUUUAGAACAGAAAAGUGAUCCUUUGGUUGGUACCAUUGAGCCUUCAAUGUACCUAGGCCGUUUUGAUUGGGACAUCAAUAUAUCACCAACAGAUAUGCGGCCUUAUGCAAAAGAAUGCAUAAACAACCUGAUUAGCGUUCUGUCAGAGGUAAAUAAUAUAUCAGGAACUCUUUUAGACAGUGUCUUACCGAGGAUCGUUGAAACAAUUUCUGAAGAACUAUAUAGACUCAUGUCAUGCGUCCAAAAAUUUAGCAAAGAGGGAAACCAGCAGGCCAGAAUUGAUGUAGGUGCGCUGCAGGACUUUUUUCAGGAUUAUAUAUCCGAUGAUGCCAAAGGAUACUUUAAAGAAGCUUUGGAUGCCUUACCAUUAUUAGAAAAUUCUGAAAUGACUAUUGUUGAGGAUACUUUGAGGCAGUGUAGAGUUAGAAUGAAAACACAGGUUCUGUGUCUGAAAAAACAACUUUGAUAAAGAAAUGUAGAAAUAUUUUUAAAUGUAUGAUAAAAAACUAUAUUGUAAAUACAUAAAUGUAAAAAAGU
This is a messenger RNA of Leptinotarsa decemlineata (Colorado potato beetle), 2940 nucleotides long. It is a transcript of the gene Sec5, whose product is annotated as exocyst complex component secretory 5. NCBI's taxonomy places the organism in Eukaryota, Metazoa, Arthropoda, Insecta, Coleoptera, Chrysomelidae. Gene Ontology annotation, cellular component: exocyst. The record is from RefSeq and is a predicted model, not a curated record. Gene Ontology annotation, biological process: Golgi to plasma membrane transport; exocytosis.